Psylliodes chrysocephalus is the source of this 5633-nucleotide messenger RNA. NCBI's taxonomy places the organism in Eukaryota, Metazoa, Arthropoda, Insecta, Coleoptera, Chrysomelidae. The record is from the annotation of a GenBank genome assembly.
UCUCAGAGGGCGUUCAGAACGCACACUACCCAAAUAGUGCACCCUUUCUGUGCCUAGGUAUUUAUUUGGUUUGAGAAUUUGUAUUAUCAAAGCGAAGCUGGGUGGUGCUUGCCAGAUUAUCCAGAUUAUAUUUGAGAAGUGAUCUAUGGUAACAGUUUUUCGAACGGAAGUGCAUAGUGGUGUAAAGUGUAGGUGAUGGUGGUGUUUUCUAGGAUUGCACGACAACUUGAAGAGAUUUGUGUUUGACGAACCGGUAAUGAGGUUAAGUUAGCUGGGAGUAUGGGACCGCCGGGAUGGGCAUGUGUACAAACCCAAGGGGCAAGUCUCGUCCAUUGACCAAAGCUACGGUACCGGUGCCUCAACGCUCAUUUACCUUAUAUACUAUUCUAACUGCCUUAUUGACUUUCGUCUUUUUACAAACGGUACACUGUAUACAAGAUGCAGUGCAUAUUACAGCAAUACUCGGUGAGUCGGUGGUUUUCAAUUGCCACGUGGAGUUCCCUGAGGGACACCCCGUGCCAUACGUGUUGCAAUGGGAGAAGAAGGUAGGCGAAACGGGACAGGACAUACCGAUCUAUAUCUGGUAUGAAAGUUACCCCACGCACAGCGGCGAGGGAUAUGAAGGAAGGGUAUCCAGGGUAUCUCCGGAUUCGCCCUACGGUGCUGCCUCCCUCAACCUCACCAAUAUUCGAGAAUCGGACCAAGGAUGGUAUGAAUGCAAGGUGGUAUUCCUCAACCGUCCACCCAACCAACCGAAAAACGGCACUUGGUUCCAUUUGGAUGUGCACGCACCCCCCAGGUUCGUAGUGACUCCUGAAGACAUUAUCUACGUAAACCUGGGGGACGCUAUUAUAUUAAACUGUCAAGCGGAAGGAACGCCCACACCCGAAAUCCUAUGGUACAAAGACGCUAAUCCUGUUGAAGCUUCUUCCACAAUAGGUAUCUUUAACGAUGGAACAGAACUACGAAUAUCAAAUAUUCGACACGAAGACAUCGGAGAUUACACUUGUAUAGCCAGAAAUGGUGAAGGACAAAUAUCUCACACGGCGAGGGUCAUCAUCGCAGGAGGUGCAGUCAUCAUGGUUCCUCCCACGAAUCAGACGAAACUCGAGGGCGAAAAGGUGCAGUUCAACUGCGAGGCGAAAGCGCAGCCCGGGAACGUGACUGUAAAAUGGUUCAGAGAAGGUGCUCCGGUCAAAGAAUUGGCUUCUUUGGAGACGAGGGUCACUAUCAAGAGGGACGGCUCGUUAGUCAUAAAUCCGGUCAGUUCGGAGGAUUCGGGUCAAUAUCUGUGCGAAGUGAGCAAUGGUAUCGGAGAGCCUCAGUCCGCAUCGGCCUAUUUGAAUGUCGAAUAUCCAGCAAAAGUAACAUUCACGCCUACAAUUCAAUACCUGCCAUUUCGACUAGCCGGAGUAGUUCAAUGUUAUAUCAAAGCCAAUCCUCCUCUGCAGUACGUUACGUGGACAAAGGACAAACGAUUGUUGGAACCUUAUCAGACCAAAGAUAUUGUCAUCAUGAAUAACGGUUCCCUAUUGUUUACGAGAGUGAACGAAAAUCAUCAGGGUCGAUACACGUGUACUCCUUAUAACGCCCAAGGCACGCAAGGGAGUUCAGGCCAGAUGGAAGUUUUAGUAAGGAAACCUCCAACUUUUACCAUCGAACCGGAAACGAUGUAUCAGAGAAAAGUUGGAGAAUCGGUCGAUAUGCCUUGCGAAUCAGUAGAGGCGGAAGGUACCCAGAAACCCACAAUCCAAUGGCAAAGGAGAGACGGUACUCCUUUGCCGAAAAACCGCGUAAAACUCAUAGCAGGAAAUUUAACUAUAGAAUCAAUUCGCCGUUUAGAUUUCGGAUUUUAUCAAUGCGUCGCCACCAACGAAGUAGCUACAAUUAUAACUGGCACGCAACUAGUAGUUGAAGGUACACAACCCCACGCUCCCUACAAUCUAACAGGCACUUCCACGGAAUUUUCCGCGACGCUUAGCUGGUUGCCGGGCUACAGCGGUGGUCCUGAUUAUAAACAAGACUAUACACUUUGGUACCGGGAAGCAGGACAAACGGAGUGGGCAACAAUUCCCGUAACACCAUCGGGUAGUACUCAGGUUACUAUAAACCGUUUAGCUCCUGGAACUACUUACGAAUUCCAAGUGAUCGGAAAAAAUGCUUUAGGAGAUGGUAUGAUGAGCAAGAUCAUCACUGUUAGAACCAUCGAAGUUGGACAACAAAAACCCAUAAAAAUAACCCCUACACCCUUUAUGACUCCAAACGAUGAUGCGGGACCAAAACCAGGAGUACCCCGAAACCUGACAGUGAACGAGAUCGAUAGCGGUUUCCUCAUCACCUGGGAGCCACCAAUGGAUAGGGCGGAGCUAAUUCAACACUAUGUGAUCAAAUACAGAACUGAUGGACCCUGGAAAACCUUGAACAAAGUUCAAAUUAGACCCGAAGAUACUCAUUAUUUAGUUAAGAACCUCGUAGGCGGUCGUACUUAUUACUUUCGAAUUCUCGCGUAUUCCGGAAAGAGCUUCGAAACCGGUGAAGAAGUCAAGUAUUCGGUGCCUGCUCGAGUCAAGCACAAAGCGCUUACUGCCGGCGUGGUGGGCGGAUUCCUCUUCUUCAUAGUCGCCAUCACUCUGUCCGUAUGCGCGGUCAAAAUAUGCAAUAAACGAAAACGGCGGAAACAAGAGAAAGCUUACAAUAUGGUAGCCUGUCGCAUAACCGAUACCAGAAAUGGAUCUAAUGCCACUGAGAGUCAAGUGCCUUUGAAAAAACUUAGAAAAGGCCGAAUACCAGGUAUGAGAACACUCGCCUUCAUCGCAAAUUGGGUAUGGCCAAGAGAUCGUUGCCGUUCAGGCAGCCUUUCAAGUCUCACCUGGCAUCCAGACUACCUCCACCCGGGUUCUCCUUCCAAAUCUCUGGCUCGCAUUUCGAGAGCUGCUGACGGACGUUUCGUAUUGGUCGAUUCCGUUUUGAGCCUCCGCGCCGACAGCUGUUCGAACGUAUCAAGCAGCGAUGACGGAGGAUUUCUACCAAAAAGGGGCGUUAAAAACCGAGCAUCGUGGCGAAGACCGCUCGUUGGGUAUCCCAGUGAGCUGAGUCUUCGUUCGGACGCUUCCGGCCAAUCUACUUCAGGUUUACCGGCUUUCAUCAUCAACCAAGGGUAUCAGCAACCAAAUCUGAAACCCAUACAAACGAUCUACAGCCCGCACACACCGCAAGUUAUGUCUAGUAGUCCUGCAACAUCGAGUGGGUUAUUGCUGUCUCCUUGGACUCCAUUGUACUUUAGUGAUUUGAGCUCCGUUAGAUAUCCUAGCUCUGGAGAGCGCUCUUAUCCCACGCCACCAGGAUUUAUGCAGCUCAAAUCGGUUCAUGAAAUGUACUCUCAAGAGCUUCCUCCUUUAAAGGCUAUUCAUGAAGAGCAUCAAGGGUUUAUACCUGUACAUCCUGUAAGGGAUAGUCCUAGAGCUGUACCGCAACAUCGAUUGGUUAGAGGUUCAAAAUUCCUACCUCCUAGACACGCCAGAAUAGCUAGAAGCGCUCCAGAGCUGGAUCAUUUGGAUAGAUCACCUGAAAGUAGGUCCAGCUCAAGCGGUUUCGGAAGCAAAAACACUUCACAGCAGAAUCAGAGCUUACACAGUGGGAGCACGUUUAUAGGAUGGGGUUUACCCCCUUACAGACCGCCACCGCCAGUUCCAUCGUCCAUGCUUCCACCGCCACCGCCAUCUCUUGUAGGUCAUUGGUUGGAUAUAGCUAGUUCGUCGCCAUCAGCUUCAGAUCACAUUCACAAAGCUGUUGAUGUAGGUAGCGUUGACGGUCACUACGAGUUCGAUCCUAGUACCCCCACCCCCACCCCAUCGACACCAACAGGAUCUAGAGACAUAGAUUUAGAUACUUCCGGUCCUGGUCCGAUGCAGAGAAAGAGUUACAACAUAAUCAGGAGCCGGUACGACAACAUCGAUGCGAGAGUUCAAGCCAUGAAACAGGAAUUUAACGAAUUCAGAAAGAGACAGGCUAGCAGGAAACGCAGCCAGGAAUUGGAAAGUGCCUGUUGAAAAUUGAAAUACGUUCUUUUCGUGAGUGCGCGACUUCGAAAUUUAUAUAAUAUAUAGUACGGCGCAAGGACGACUAAAUUGCUUCUAGUUUAGAAGCGACCUGUUACAAAAGUGUAGCUUCAUAAGGAGUUAUUAUGUGUGAUUGAAUUUUGAUGACACUCCCAGUUGAUCUAGGAGAAUUAUUUUAUCUUAAUACCUUUAUCUAAAUUGACCUAUGUCUCAAAAGUUUUGGUACACAUUUUAGAUGCCAUAAAAUGGAUAGUAAUGGUAAAUAGUAAGCUGGAAUUGGGAACGUAUUUUUUUUACUUUAACAUCUAUCUAAGUUUCUUAAAUCACUUAUGAUAUGUAUCAAUGAUAAGAGAAAUUUUUUUUAUUUAAAUUUUUCAUAAAAAGUCGGGUUUGAUUUUAAAUGACCUUUUUGGUCAUAUGAUACGAUAUGAAACUUUUUAAUUUUUCUUCUGGAAAUUAACCAAUAAAUAACAAACAGAAAUCAUGUUUUUCUAUGACUAGAUGAUUACAUUAUUCCAUAAUAAAGACGUUAUUUGAUUACCACCAAAUGUAACAGUUUUUGGUCAUUUAAUUAUCGUAAAAUCAAUUCAUCUCACGUAUUACAACAGUAGAUAGUAAGGCACUCGAUUACACGUUUUUCGAUUUUUCCCCAGAUCUGGGAAAAUAUGAAGAGUAUAAUUGGCACCUCCACAUUACAUUAAUCAAUGGUAAGUACGCCUGAUAAUUAAUCUGGAACUUAACAAAAAGGCAACGCUGCACAUGUACCUAGGAUUGAAUUAUGAGUGCGCUUUUGCCAGAUUACUCUAUAAAUUUCCCCAGAUCUGGUGAAAAAUCGACAAAAUGUGAUCAAAUGGUUUACUAUCUACUUACAACUUAUAGGACAAUAAUUACUGAUGGUUGUGAGUAAGAUAUACUGUGUUUAAGUCUCCCAAAAAAGUGAAAAAUCUAGAUUUAUGACAGAUCUAGAAUCGAAAUAAUGUGAAAUUAUUUUGCCCCAAAAUUAUUGAGACAUAACUUUAUAUCAGAAGGUGAAGAAAACUUUCACAUUAUGUACAGUAUUUCCAAUUAACACAUUAAUUUUUUUGAUAUCUAGGUACAAAUUGAAAUUGUCAUCAUUUUUAAAACUACUUAAUGAACGAUUUUAUGAAACUAACAUUUUUGUAAUUGGGACAUUAUGCCCGCCGGCCUAAAACUUAUUUUUGUCGAUUUUGAGUGUGAUAUCGUAACCAGUAAAAGCAAAACGAAAUAUGUUCUAAAUCUUGUAAUAAAUGAAACCCAGAACCAAGUCACAGACGUUUUUAAAAUCAAAUUACUAUUAGUAAGAUGUAAGGUACAUUAAAAAUUUAUGAAGCAAAAAAUAACUUGUAAUAGGUAAUUUCAGACUUAGGAUUUAAGUAUGAGGCUCAAUAUUUGGAUUAUGACUGGAAGCUUUAUAAAUCCAUUUAAUAAUCAUUUUAAGACUCUUAGCAAGGUGAUUUCGAUGAUUCUUCGUAAGAAAUCGAUUUAACUUAAUUACAUUAAUUUCAUAAAAAGAUUUGAUGUCCAGUUUAAUGGAAAAAGAAAAAAGUCAGGAUA